Molecule: messenger RNA, 1709 nt
Organism: Tribolium madens (black flour beetle)
Lineage: Eukaryota; Metazoa; Arthropoda; Insecta; Coleoptera; Tenebrionidae
Product: glycine-rich cell wall structural protein
Exons: 5
Coding region: 121-1356 (411 amino acids)
Source: RefSeq, a predicted model, not a curated record
CGAGGAGUAAUCGAGAGAGAUCUUCACUAUAAAACGUGGCCGAUUUCGGAAUCGUAAUCACUGCGUCCUGCGACAGCGACAACAGAUCAUCCGGUGCUCGUCUUCUGGAAGUCCAAGUUCAUGGCUUCCAAAUUGUUUGGGUUGUUGCUUUUGACGGCUUUGUUCGCCUACAGUGCGGCCACUUUUGGCAAAGAACAUGUGCAUAUAAGGAUUCAUGUUCCGGAACCUGCCCAUCAUCAUGGUCACCACGAACACCAUGAAGAAAUCGUUCACCAUCACCACGACGAUGGUGGCGGCUUUGGCGGUGGAUUUGGUGGUGGUUUCGGCGGCGGUGGCGGUGGCGGUCACCACCAUCACGGAGGCGGCGAUGGCGGCAAAAUUAUAAUUUUGCAACAGGAUGGUGGCGGUCACGGCGGCGGAUUCGGAGGCGGUUUUGGAGGAGGACACGAUGAUCACCACCAUGGUGGUGGUGGUGGCGGUUUUGGCGGCGGUUUCGGUGGAGGUCACGAUGACCACCACGGAGGCGGCGGAUUUGGCGGCGGAGGUUUUGGAGGCGGACAUGACGACCACCAUGGAGGUGGCGGAUUUGGCGGUGGAUUUGGCGGAGGUUUUGGCGGCGGCCACGAUGAUCACCACGGAGGUGGCGGCUAUGGAGGAGGCGGCGGUUUUGGAGGCGGCCAUGAUGAUCACCACGGCGGUGGUGGCGGAUUUGGAGGUGGUUUCGGAGGCGGAUUUGGCGGCGGCCACGAUGAUCACCACGGAGGUGGAGGAUACGGUGGAGGCGGCGGAUUUGGAGGAGGAGGAGGUUUUGGAGGCGGUCAUGACGAUCACCACGGAGGUGGUGGCGGAUUUGGAGGAGGCGGCGGUUUUGGAGGUGGUCAUGACGAUCACCACGGAGGUGGUGGCGGAUUUGGAGGAGGAUUCGGAGGCGGAUUUGGCGGCGGCCACGAUGAUCACCACGGAGGUGGAGGAUACGGUGGAGGCGGCGGAUUUGGAGGAGGAGGAGGAGGUUUUGGAGGAGGUCAUGACGAUCACCACGGAGGUGGUGGAUACGGCGGCGGUGGAGGUGGAUUUGGAGGCGGCCAUGACGAUCACCACGGAGGUGGUGGAUUCGGUGGCGGCGGAGGAUUUGGAGGCGGUUUUGGAGGUGGACACGAUGAUCAUCACGGAGGCGGCGGAGGCGGUUACGGAGGAGGUGGCGGCGGCUUUGGCGGCGGUCACGGCGGCGGUGCGUCUCACACCACUAUUAUUCUGAAAGGAGGCGGCGGAUUUGGAGGAGGAUUUGGGGGCGGCCACGGCGGAGGUGGCGGAUUUGGAGGCGGCCACGGCGGUCAUCAUGGCGGUUAUGACAAAUAAUCGAUGCCAAAAGUACCUAAAGUCUGUCAUUUUUAGUGUUAGUUCAUAAUUUAUCAUCGUCAUCGUGUUUUUGUGUCAUUGUAUGUCUGUGUCUUUGUAAAUAUUGUUGAUAUUUUUUGUUAUUAAUUAUAUAUUUUUUUAUAAUAUAACAUAUACAUAACAAACACGUUUUAUUUACAAUUUUAUCUGCAAGAAGUUCAGAACAAGUAGUGAUGAAAAAACUGAUAAAAUUGUGAUAGAGUAAAACUUUCUUCAACUUUACUCUUCCUUUGGUAUUUCGAACUGUAAUGCCACUAAAACAUAAGUUAGAAUGUUUGCAGAUAUCUAAAAAUCGAAAUAAAAUUUAAAUUAAA